GGUUUACAAGGACCGCGGGUCUCAACGUGUUCGCUGUAGUGUAGGUAGCUGUUGCUUCCGAGGCAUAGGUACCCAGAUAAGGUUUACUCCUGACGUUAACAGUCCGGCUGCGACGCCUUUAAGUCAACAAUUUCUCACAGUAACAAAUUAUUCCGUCUAUGGAGUUGAUCACUCGGAGUUUACAUGGUGAACUAUGAGUCCCCGCAAGCGCGCAAAACCGAAUCCCUCUAUUAAAGAACAUAGUGAUGUUAGUUUGCCUGCGACUUUACGAUCACAGGCCAGCGGCAGUGUUGCGUCACAGGCAUCCGCAGCUCCAGGCCGUUCUAUGCAAUCCAUGAAGGGAGAUGGGUCGGAUGCAUCUACAUCCACAAAAUCCAAUGACAUAAAGCAGGUGCGCAAGUCCCGGAGCUGGUAUGGUUCUUGGCCACGAGUGCCUAAGUCGUCUGCUUCGACCCAAGUCUCACAUCAGAAUAUCAUGGGCGGAACUUUACGUCCUCGUGCAUCUCCAGAUUUCAGCCGCUUUGAGUCCAAGAAAGACAAUGAUAAUAGCGAGUCAGAUAGUCAAUCCAUCAAAACCUUGCCUAAGAUUUCCGAAACAGGUACCGAAUCCAAACAAGAUGAUACGAAAUCCAUGAAGCCACAGGAAACAAGUAAUGCUGGUGCUUCUGAUGCGAAUAAUGGAAAUGAUGUCCCGAAGGACCUGGUAAAAGAUCAAGAGGGCCUAAACACGACUACAAACAAUAGUACUAUUGAGCCCCCGAUAGAAACGCUGCAACAACCUCCGAACUCUUCUGGCUGGUUGGGGGGAUGGUUCGGUAGGCCUUCAGCACCGGGUGUAGCUAUACCUAACGACGACAAAAUGGACAUCGAUCCUCCCAAAGAACCUGAGAGUGUAGAGCCCGAAAACGUGCAGAUCAACAUUGCUCAACAACCCUCGGAGCCCAGCCAAGUCUCUAUUGAGCCUAUUCAACCUCUUAAGCCUACAAGCUCAUGGUUCGGAUAUUGGUAUUCGACAACACCUACGAUACCAGAAGAUUCUGCACAAACAACGGCUGAAACUAGCUCAGCUCAGAAGUCCGCUUUGGAAACUCCGGAUGUAGUGAUGGAGGAUGCCCCACCUUCGAAGCCGACAGAACCAAGCCAACCACCUACUAGUUCAACGUGGGCUUUCUGGUCAAGAGAUACAAGUCAAAAGAAUGACACGAAAAAGACGACCGCGAACGAGGCUGGCGAGUUGGCUAUCAUCGGCGAUGGUUCAGAGGCCAACCCACGACAGUCGACCAGUCCCGAGGUUAACGGAAACAGCACAUCUGCGAAAGAGCCUUCGAUUAAGGGCUCGAAGGCCUUGAAAGAAGCGCCACUUCGGGUAGAGUCGAUCAAGAGAAACAAGAGGGGGCGACCCCAAUCUCUAGACAUCGAUGAGCCGUUAUCAAGGCCAGGCACGCCCCAAUCAGACAUUUCCACGAAGACGGCUCCAGCAAAACCAGCUACACCAGGUUCGAGCAAGUCCUCUACACAAAAUUUGCUUCUGCCAUCUUUUCGUAAUACAUAUCAUAUGAAAAACAAUCCGUCAAUCAUCAGGCAAAUUACACAAUUACUCCUGCGGACACAGCAACCCCCCACGAACCAUGUAUUCCUCGUUAAAGAACCGCCAAAAAUUAAGAAGGCUGUCGCAAUUGGUAUACAUGGUCUUUUCCCUGCUUCGUAUCUACGACCGAUGAUUGGGCAGCCGACAGGCACAUCCAUCCGAUUCGCAAAUCAUUGUGCUGAGGCCAUACGUAGAUGGACAGGGAGCCAUGGGUGUGACGAGUGCGAGAUCGAGAAGAUUGCUCUUGAAGGAGAGGGCAAGAUCGCAGAAAGAGUCGAUAAUCUUUGGAAGCUUCUUCUAAACUGGAUAGAACAUAUUCGCGCCGCCGAUCUUAUCGUUCUAGCCUGUCAUUCGCAAGGAGUCCCCGUUGGUCUGAUGCUCCUUGAGAAACUCAUCGAUCUAGGAAUCAUAACUAAAUCUAAAAUUGGCAUAUGCGCUAUGGCCGGCGUUUCGCUUGGUCCUUUCCCCGACUAUAAAUCCGGCAUGGGUAUGCUGAUGGGUUCUGCCGCCGAGCUAUGGCAGUUUGCCGACCCUGAGAGCGAAAUAUCAAAGAGAUACCAGCAUGCUCUCGAGGUUGUUGUGGCUUAUGGCGCACGUCUCACUUACAUUGGUAGUAUCGACGAUCAACUUGUUCCAAUGGAAUCGGCGAUCUAUACGCCUGCUUCGCACCCUUACAUUUAUCGCGCCGUGUUCAUAGAUGGGCGUGUUCAUGCCCCUGAUUUUAUUGCCCAUCUAGUCGGAUUUGCUCUGAAACUACGGAACCUGGGAAUAUCUGACCACGGACUUAUCCGCGAGCUCUCAAUCCCACUUGCCGGAAGUCUCUACUCCGGAGAGGGUCACUCGCGACUCUAUGACGAUGAACAAGUUUACGAUCUGGCAAUAUCCCAUGCUCUAGAAACAACGAAUGUGUCCGGUGUUCCUUGUCGGAUUCAGAAACCAGAAAAACUGGUGAAUCCCAACCCUUUUUUAUUACCUUGGAUUAUGCGUGGGCUACUAGAAGAAGAAUUUGUCAAGACAGAAUUAUACUCGGAGACUACCGAGCUGCUAAAGCAAUUUGAUGAUUGGUCGCCAACCAACAAGGCGCUCAAAGAUGUCAAAUAUAGACUAGAGGCGGUUCGGUCAAAACUAUAGCAUAACAAGUCGUCUAGACCAGAAUCGAGUGGGUAAUUUGCAUUUGCUUUUAGGAGUCGGGACCUGUCAUUGGAAGCAUGCGAGGAGUUAAGACGGUAUGGCCGGUAUGGGUUUAGGUAAUACAUGAAGGAUAAUCCUCCAGGGAAUAUGGGGGAAUUGACAAGAAUGUAUAAUUAUUGUGAGUUGGUCUAUAAUUAUACGCUCACGCAGCACGCAGCACGCAACAUGCAGUACGCCGCAAAGUUGACUUUGCCACUCUUGAGAAUUGACCGACUUAAGUUUUAAGAGGCUGAAGGGGUCAAACUGAAAUGAGUCCUAGGCUUGUAACAUAUUGGGAUGGACGGCUCCACUGAUCAAAUCGAGUCGCGGAAACUGCGGGACGGGAGUAACCGAAGUUUGCUCAUUUUAUAUCAUACUUCCUCAUAACGAU
Messenger RNA from Annulohypoxylon maeteangense, 3149 nucleotides. RefSeq lists its product as uncharacterized. Bases 194 to 2719 code for a protein of 841 amino acids. The transcript is spliced from 7 exons. The record is from RefSeq and is a predicted model, not a curated record. Lineage: Eukaryota; Fungi; Ascomycota; Sordariomycetes; Xylariales; Hypoxylaceae.